GAAGUGGCAGAAGGUAUGACCCUGCUCCAUUUGCUAUCGGAGGAAGGGGAGGAGAUGCUGGAGGUGGAACAGGAAGAGGAGCAGGAGGAGGUGCAAGAGGAGGAGGCAGAGGAAGAGGCAGGAGAGGAGGAAGGAGAGGAGGCCAAACCUAAAUUCAAGCCUUUUAUGAUGCCGAACCUCAUCCCUCCCAAGAUCCCAGAUGGAGAGAAAGUAGAUUUUGAUGACAUCCAUCGAAAGAGAAUGGAGAAGGACCUGAAUGAACUGCAGACUCUGAUUGAGGUCCACUUUGAGAGCAGGAAGAAGGAAGAGGAGGAGCUUGUCAACCUGAAGGACAGGAUUGACAAGCGUCGCUCUGAGCGAGCCGAGCAGCACAGGAUCCGCAGUGAACGUGAGAAAGAACGACAGAAGCGUCUCGAGGAUGAGAGGACAAGGAAGGAGGAAGAGGAGUCCAGAAGGAAAGCUGAGGAUGACGCCAAGAAGAAGAAGACACUGACCAGCCUGCACUUUGGAGGCUACAUGCAGAAGACAGAGAAACGCGUGGGCAAGAGACAGACUGAGAGAGAGAAGAAGAAGAAAAUCCUGAACGACAGGCGCAAAUCACUGGAUGUGGAGAAUGCCGGCCAGGACAAGCUCAGGGAUAAAGCUAAAGAGCUGUGGGAUUGGAUGCACCAGUUGGAAGCUGAGAAGUUUGAGCUCCAGUACCAGUUCACUCGGCAGAAAUAUGAGAUUAAUGUGCUUAGGAACCGUGUGAGUGACCACCAGAAAAGCUCCAAGAGGACCAAGAGAGGCCUGAGAAAAUAAAUGUCUGAUGAACUGAAGAACUUAGCCAAUCUGAGUAAAUCUCUUUGUCUCCUUUUCCAUUUGUAUCCUUGCCCUGUCUCUCCGUUUGGGUCACUGUGUCCCCCUCUCUCCUUACCAUUGAUGGGUCAACCGUUCUACAUCCUCACCUUCACCUCUCUCACUCCACUCUAACUUUCCUUGCUGUCAUGAUGACAGUUUCAUUUUCCCGAUUUUCUUUCUUUGGUUCAAAGUUCCGUUACUUUCUGCUCAUGUAACGUAUGUUUUCCCCAAAGUGUGUGAGUAGUGUAAAUAAAAGUAAUCUAAAUACAGAAUAAUGUUUUUAUCUAUGCAAAUAGUCUGUGUGUGUGGAGUUGCCAGCACCUACAGUAUUGUCAAGUUAACAAAGACAUGCAUGGGUAAAAAGCCUUUAGCACGGUCUGUGUGGGUGUGUGUGUGGGUGUGUACACCUUAAUACUGACAGACAGGCAUGAACAUGCUAAGAUUCACAGAAGGAAACACCCCAGCCUCCACCCAAACAUACAAAAACACCCCAAACUCCCACGAUGACUGAAAUACGUGCCCCUUCCAUAUACACACAGAUAAUAAAAAUGAGGGAGAGAAAACGAGAGAAGGGAGACAAGAAAAUAUGUUGACAGAAGACAUCUGAGGAGUGUGACUCACCCAGUUACUCACACAAGGAAUUACUUUGUGUGAAGUGUUCCACUGUCUGGAUGUUGUCCAAACCUUAGUUUUUUUGUAUACAUAAAAGAUGAAUUUAUUUUACCAGCUGUGGGUUAUUUCAGAAAGGAUUUAAGGAACCAGAACAUUGCAUAAAGGCUUGUUUUCUUUAAAUCUAUUAAAUAGCUAUUACUACGUU
Messenger RNA from Osmerus eperlanus (European smelt), 1657 nucleotides. RefSeq names its product troponin T type 2a (cardiac) (gene tnnt2a). The transcript is spliced from 12 exons. NCBI's taxonomy places the organism in Eukaryota, Metazoa, Chordata, Actinopteri, Osmeriformes, Osmeridae. Gene Ontology annotation, biological process: sarcomere organization; regulation of muscle contraction; cardiac muscle contraction. Gene Ontology annotation, molecular function: tropomyosin binding; troponin I binding; troponin C binding. The record is from RefSeq and is a predicted model, not a curated record. The coding region runs from base 16 to 801 and encodes 261 amino acids. Gene Ontology annotation, cellular component: troponin complex.